GCUCUCCCAGACCGGAGGCAUUUUUGCGACACUCCUCUGGGAGGCAUCUUCCUUACGAUAAUAGCCUCCAUCCGAAGAAACCAAAGCUUCAUAUUGCUCAUGAGAGUAGGUUUUCGUACUCAGUUAUUGCUUCAUGAUAGCGAUACAUUAUCUUUGUUUUCAGUGGUGUUCAAAUCAGAGAUUGCUUGGCAGGGAAUUUUAGGGCUGACUUGUCCCAGGCACAUUAUUACCUGCUCGUCCACAACACGAGCAUGCUCAAACAGCAGGCUUCAUGAGACCAAAUGAGAAGAUGGCAUGCUGUGGGCCUAGAUGUAAAGGAGAUAUCUGUCUUAAGACUCGGUCGAUACUUCAGGGGCUGGCGACAGAACUACUGUUGCUAGACUCGCAUCUGACCACUGCGCUUGGCCCAGCAUCCAGUGCUGCUACGCAGGCAAGUUACGGCUAGAUAAAUCGCUACAUUCGGUAGUUCAGUGUUGGUGCACCUUACUAACGUCAGCUUAGAAACCUGAAAUUGAUAGCACAGACUUUGACCGUAUUGCUUCUUGGGCACUCGAUGUAGUCAGAUGCAACAACAACAAUAUACAGGAGAAGACUUCAGCGUCGAUGAAACGAAG
Messenger RNA from Pseudovirgaria hyperparasitica, 614 nucleotides. RefSeq lists its product as uncharacterized. The transcript has a single exon. The record is from RefSeq and is a predicted model, not a curated record. The coding region runs from base 290 to 445 and encodes 51 amino acids. Lineage: Eukaryota; Fungi; Ascomycota; Dothideomycetes; Acrospermales; Acrospermaceae.